Messenger RNA from Musca vetustissima, 1495 nucleotides. RefSeq lists its product as uncharacterized. Gene Ontology annotation, cellular component: nucleus. The record is from RefSeq and is a predicted model, not a curated record. Gene Ontology annotation, molecular function: RNA polymerase II transcription regulatory region sequence-specific DNA binding; DNA-binding transcription activator activity, RNA polymerase II-specific. The transcript is spliced from 5 exons. Gene Ontology annotation, biological process: regulation of transcription by RNA polymerase II. Lineage: Eukaryota; Metazoa; Arthropoda; Insecta; Diptera; Muscidae. Bases 282 to 1451 code for a protein of 389 amino acids.
GAUUCCUCAGUCAUUUUCCCCAAUGAAACGUAAAAAGAUUGAAUAUUUACCCGUGUUUUUUGCAUUUAUAUUUCGGUGAAAAUGGAUAUAUAGUCGGAUUUUGCCACAAAGCAAACAAAAAAGGCACCAGUGCCCCAAAAAUUUAAAACAUUCUACGAAAAUGAUUAUAACAAAAGUGGCCGCCAUGGCUCCCAAAGCUUCGGAAAGCGUCUUAUUAGGACAAGACCCCUUGUAUUUACAUCUUACAUUAACAUCAAUAUCUGAAACAUCUUAUAAAUUUAAUGACAACUUCAUCAACGGACAUGAACAAUAUGACAACCAUGGAAUCAUUAGCAUUGCCUCAGGAUCUGUAUUGGGAAGGCAAAAUGGAACCAAUUUCGCCUCCCAAUGGCGAGCUACUUCCCGUAUGUGAAGAUCUUAGUGAGAAUUGGCUCGCCCCUGAUGAACAUUUUGCAAACGACAUGGUCAUAUUUCCCUCUCAAAUUGACUUUGAAUUAAAACAUCAUGAUGUCGACUUGGUCGAAGCAUUGCCAGAUGAUGAAGAUUUAAUAAUGGAGUUUUACGAUUUAAAAGAAGAAAACUUUUAUUCGCCAACUCCUUUAUUGGAUAAUUCAAUCGAAAGCCCUGUCGUCAAUCCCAUUCAGGCGAUAAAGGUACAAACUCCAACCGAAGUACAUCACUUCAGUUUUGCCAAUCAUAAUGCUUCGGUUUUAACACAAUUAACGCCGCCAAGUUCGCCGCCUCAAACAGCAGCUUCGUCGCCAAUACCAACAUCGUCAUCGCCAACCAAUUUGGAUGCGGUGACAGCAGCCAAUCAAAUACCAAUAGACUUUCAGAUAAAUGAUGUUUUACAGCAAAAUCAUUUGAGUGGUUCCGAACCAACUUCACCAAUUCCGCAAACACAACAAUUUACCUUUGCUAACUGGAAUAACAGUUCGUCCAAUCACCAAGAAACUGCAACGACAGAUGCAAGCUCUGAGGAUGACAUUGAAUUCAAUACACAACUAAUUGAUGACAUUUUGAAAUCUGCUGCCGACAAAUAUUUUGAGGAUAGCGAAACACAAUCAUCAAUUUCAGCUCCAUCCCACUUAGAAUACACCGACGACGAAUGGCUACCAUCUUCAGGCAGUUGUUCGCCACUGCAACAACUGUCAGCUGAAAACUUCAGUGAGACAUCAAGCGGUGCAUCGUCACCAUUACCGGUCAAAAAAAGAACUCGCCCCUAUGGCCGUGGUGUUGAGGAUCGCAAGAUCAGGAAGAAAGAACAGAAUAAGAAUGCGGCUACUCGUUAUCGUCAAAAGAAGAAGUUGGAAAUGGAACAAAUUCUCAUGGAGGAACAAGAAUUGACAAAACGCCACGAGGAGCUCAAAAGUCAGUUGGCUGAGCGUAAACGCGAAGCUAAAUAUUUGAAAACGCUCAUUAAAGAAUUCUAUUUGAAUAAGAAAUUGUAAAUCCUCACACUUCUAUUGUUGCAGUACAGUCUCCUGGAAAUCAA